This is a messenger RNA of Aedes albopictus (Asian tiger mosquito), 1661 nucleotides long. RefSeq lists its product as uncharacterized. The record is from RefSeq and is a predicted model, not a curated record. Lineage: Eukaryota; Metazoa; Arthropoda; Insecta; Diptera; Culicidae. The coding region runs from base 472 to 1230 and encodes 252 amino acids. The transcript is spliced from 2 exons. Gene Ontology annotation, cellular component: membrane.
UUUUGUUGGUUAGAGCCCGCCCAGUUAAUUCACCCGGGAACCACUGUCCCCACACAGUGCAAAGCGAGAAAGAACCGCACAUUUAGAGAAAUUUGGCUCCGGCCCGGCUCCGAUUCCUCCCUUUUUCCGUCGCUGCCCGCCAAUGCCUCGGAGCCGUGGGGCGCUGGUGUCGUUGCAUUUCUUCCGGGGCUCGGUCACGGCCCCCCACGGGAAUUUCAGGUUGACGCGCAAGCGUUGUGCUGCGCUGGUGGCUGGGGUUUUUCUUUUCACUUAGGGAAAACAUUGACAAUUAUAUUGGGUACUGUAAGAAGCACGCUUUUCUGCAAUAUAAAAGUUGAUGAACGAUCAUCGAACGGUAGCAGUUGGCGUUUUGGGGUUUCGGCAUAUCGAUCGAUCCGGGUCCGGCAGUGACACUCCGUGUGUGCAAUCAGAACAGUGUUUCGAAGCGAAAAAAAAGCAGGAAACGAAAAAAUGGCUUUCCUCUUGUUGGGACUGAUGAUGAGUACGGUUUUGGCGAGCGUGUCCGCCGCAAUCAGUGGGCACUCGUCGAAGAAUCUUUGUGCGAACAGUUACAGUGUCAGUUGUUUGAAGAUGGAAAUCGUUUCGUUUCUGGAGCGGCUUUCGGACCAGAAGGAGUACAAUCUGCUGUCCGGUGUGAGUGUUGUGAAGGACCCGGGUGCGAAUGUUACCAAAACGGCCGAUAUAAUUGCGGAAGUUUCAAGGAUCUUCCCGACGGAUCCCAACAAGCGGUUGGACGAGUUUUUGAUUGUUAAGCUGAAUGACUAUCUGAAGAGCCAUUCGCUGCGGCUGAAGUUGCUGGAUAAGGACGCCAUGACCAAGGCCCGGGAGCUUUUCCAGGGACGCAAGGGCGGCGGCGGCAAGCUCGGCAAGAAGGGAGGAUUGGAGACCAUCAUUGCGGCGGCCAUGAUGAUGAAAGGAACAUUAGGUGCCAUUGCCAUGGGCGGUCUAGCUAUGCUGGCCGGCAAAGCUCUAAUGACGGGGCUCCUGGCGAUGACACUGGCAACGGUUGUUGGUCUCAAAUCCCUCAGCGGCGGCGGCGGAGGUCACAAGUCAACCACGUACGAGAUCGUCGCCAAACCGAUGUACACCCACUCGCACUCGGAAACGGAGGAAGUGAGCCACGGUGGCCAUGGAGGAGGCGGCGGCUACGGCGGAGGCUGGGGACGAUCGCAGCAGGUAGCUUACUCCGCCCGGGGCGAUAAGCUUUAGGCGACCAACCGACCGAUAGAUGGCUAACCCGCGCUGCGCUGAUCGAGUGAAAGGCGAAAGCUUUCCCAUUCGCUGACUGUCUUAUACUUUCUUUCAUUGCACCAACAAUUUCGCUCUUUUCUCUUCGCUUCUUUCUGCUUGCUUCUUACCACGAAUGGGGAAGCUUUCGCCAGAAAUCGUCUGGUACCUUCUGUGCUCCAUCGGCGUUUGAAGUUUAUCUGCUCAAAGCUCGACCUGUUUUAUUUAUCGAAAACCCUAGACUUAAUCGCAAUAUUUGUGAAAUUGUAUUUAAUAAUUUAUUAUUAGUUAGUAAACGAAACUUGGAUGGAAGCAUACCGAACGAAAUAAAUAAAUGAUCGAAAAUGUGUCCCGCACUAGGGAAAAUGGAAAGAGUUAGAAAAUGUUAAAUAAAAUGAAAUAAAUGAACUGAU